UUUGUUGACACUACAACAAUACCACCAAAUGUCAAAUCACAAUAUAUUGCAGCUGAAAAGAUCAAUUCAGCUGCAAAAAGCCUAGUUGAAUAUCAACAAAUGAUAGAGAUCGUUACAAAUGACUCAAUGAAAGUUUUGUUAUCGUCUAAGAUAAUUGAAGAACAAAAAAAUAUAUUAAUACAAAAUGCACAGCUAACAAAGCUAAAUUGUCAUGCUGAAGCUCAAUCAAGGCUAGCAGCAAAAAAACAGAAAUUGCUAGAAGAGAGUAUUAUAAAAAAAUAUGAUACUCCAGAAAGACCAUCUGUG
Molecule: messenger RNA, 306 nt
Organism: Funneliformis mosseae
Lineage: Eukaryota; Fungi; Glomeromycota; Glomeromycetes; Glomerales; Glomeraceae
Source: the annotation of a GenBank genome assembly